AUUUACUCGUCACGAGCAAGUCGAGCUGCGAAUAUUUACCCACCACCUUGCCCAAAACCAUCAAAGAAACCACGCUGGGUUUCAGAGGCUCUCCACUCGCACUCUCCUCGGCGACGCAGGCGGCGAUCGAUGGACGGCUGUGACCACCCAGUCUGCGUCUGCUGCGGAGGAGGAGCAGGCUGCGAGAUGGACGAGGACGGAGCCUGCGAGGACUGCGCGAUGCAGCGGCAGCACUGGUACGAUAUGAAGCGGUUCCUCGUCUUCGUGUCUUCCGACGAUUUCAGAGACAACUUGCGCAUCCAGAGGGAGAUUGGAAGCCGUCUUAGGAAUAUGAUCUCUCUGUCUGAGCCUGUCAACCUAGAACCUCCCAAUGGCCGUGUAUAUCCUAUUGAAGCUAAAGGGGAGCUUGGCCAUAUAGUUUUUAGGGAUGGAUGGAAGGAGUUUGUGAGUGCAAAUAACAUAGAAGAAAAUGACUCCAUUAUCUUUGUGUACCAUGGGAGUUCUAGAUUUAAGGUUCAUAUUUUCGAUUCAUCCGGUCAGGAGAAGUCUCCAUGUUCUCAACCACCUUCCGGGGAAUUUGGAGCAGUUCCUUCUUGCUCUCAGAUUGUUGGUCCACCGCCAUCUCAGAUUAUUGAAUCGUCCAGUUCUGAUGACGAUGACAUCAUGCAAGAAGACGCGAGAGAAUCUUGCAGGGCGCAAAAGCGGACAUGUAGUUGCGCAAAACCUCAGAAGAUGGCUUCAACCUCCUCCCCUUCUACUAAAUCAGGAUAUGGAGCUCGCAAGCCACGUAAUCCGCCAUCUGUGAAGCCAGAACCUUUGUCCAGAAACCUCCGGGGGUCUUUCCGGCGGCCCUACAUUCUAGCGCGGCACACAACUCUACCUGUGCAAAUGAAGAGGAAAGUUGAGAAGAAAGUCCAAGAAAUUGGAUCUCAACUUCCUAUCUUUGUGAAAGCGAUGACCACUAUAAAUAUUGAUGGCGGUGGCAAGAGCCUAGGUGAAAUGUUGUUCGGCAUGGUGUAUGCUUCUGCAUGUCUCCCGGACAAGACACAGCGUCUCUGGCUUCAGCUAGAGGGCAGGAAGAAGCAGUGGCCCGCCAUGCUGACCGUCACGUGUCGCAACCAGAGACGGGUUUACGAUGGCUGGAAGGAGUUCACCAGGGACAACAAGCUGAAGCCGGGAGAUAUCUGCCUCUUCGAGGUGUCAAGCAGGAACAGUAGGAGCCUCACGAUGACGGUCCAUCUGGUCCGCUGAGUAGCAAAGUGGAGUCGUAGCUCUCGAUCCAUGCCAUGGCUACUUUAGCCAUGGUUUACUUCUGUAAUGUGGCUUUAACUCGCUGAAACCCUGCCCUGAGGAGAUGAGAGAGCAAAUUGCUGAACAACUUGAUGUGAGUUUGGUCAUGUUAUUGUUGGUGUUUGCUGAACGACUCCCUUGUAGUCUAUCUAAAUACUUGGGGGAAGACCGAACCUAU
Messenger RNA from Lolium perenne, 1468 nucleotides. RefSeq names its product B3 domain-containing protein Os03g0620400-like. The record is from RefSeq and is a predicted model, not a curated record. Lineage: Eukaryota; Viridiplantae; Streptophyta; Magnoliopsida; Poales; Poaceae. Gene Ontology annotation, molecular function: DNA binding.